CUUCCGUAUUUCAAAUUUUUAACAAAAGCCGCACAUUCUUCACUCCCCCUGCAGUAAGAACUCAACUCAGCUUCAAGUUUCUGCAGUAAACAAGUACCAAUCGCUCUCAAUCUAUCGCGAGUAUGAUUCGAAUACUAUCAAUGUCACUUUUGUGGAUGGUGGUGUUGUUAUGGUGGUUGGUUGUGGCUACGAUGGCCGACGAUUUUCUGUAUAAAGACCGCAACCAGCCGGUUGCUGCGCGAGUAAAAGAUCUGUUGGGAAGAAUGACACUGGAGGAGAAAAUCGGUCAGAUGGUUCAAAUUGAGCAGCUUGCGUCUACUCCUGAUAUCAUGAGGCACUACUUCAUUGGAAGCUUGUUAAGUGGUGGAGGGAGUGUUCCGAAUCCACAUGCAACGGUUGUUGAUUGGGUUAAUAUGGUGAACAAGUUUCAAAAUGGGUCGCUUUCAACGCGAUUAGGGAUUCCAAUGAUUUAUGGGAUUGAUGCUGUUCAUGGGCAUAAUAAUGUUAUUAAUGCUACGAUUUUUCCGCAUAAUAUUGGCCUUGGAGCUACCAGGGACACUGAUCUUGUGAAGAGAAUAGGUGCUGCAACUGCUGCCGAAGUUAGAGCUACCGGAAUUCCAUAUGCAUUUGCUCCUUGUAUUGCUGUAUGCAGAGAUCCAAGAUGGGGACGAUGUUAUGAGAGUUACGGCGAGGAUACCAAACUUGUUGAAAGUAUGACUGAGAUUAUAUUAGGAUUGCAAGGCGAAAUUCCCGAGGGAUCACGGCUGGGUGUUCCAUAUGUUGCUGGAAAGGACAAGGUAGCUGCUUGUGCAAAGCACUUCGUUGCGGAUGGUGGGACAACUCACGGAAUAGAUGAAAACAACACUGUGGUCAAUGAACACGAUUUGCUAAGCAUCCACAUGCCCCCUUACUAUGACUCUAUAAUCAAGGGUGUAUCAACGGUCAUGGUGUCGUAUUCCAGCUUGAAUGGUCUAAGAAUGCACGCGAACGGUGAUCUUAUAACCGGAUACCUUAAGGGCAAACUUGAUUUCAAAGGGUUUGUUAUCUCAGAUUGGGAAGGAAUCGACCGAAUUACGUCCCCUCCUCAUUCGAAUUACACUUACUCGGUCCUUGCUAGUAUUUCAGCUGGCAUUGACUUGGUUAUGGCCCCGAAUAAUUACGUCGAGUUCAUUAACGAGCUUACAUCAUUGGUCAAGAACAAGUUUAUCUCAAUGGACCGUAUUGAUGAUGCAGUGACCAGAAUCUUACGCGUCAAAUUUACCAUGGGCCUGUUUGAGAACCCUCUUGCCGAUUACAGUAUGGUUAACGAGGUUGGAAGCCAGGCACACAGAGAAAUAGCAAGGGAGGCAGUGAGGAAAUCGUUAGUGCUGCUGAAAAACGGGAAAACAGCAGAUGACCCGAUGCUGCCUCUACCGAAGAUGUCAUCGAAAGUUUUGGUUGCAGGAAGUCAUGCAGAUAAUCUGGGAUAUCAGUGUGGUGGGUGGACAAUUGGUUGGCAGGGGUUUAGCGGAAAUGAAAACACGACAGGAACAACUAUUCUUAACGGAAUCAAAUCUGCGGUUGACCCAAUAACCGAAAUAACCUACAUGGAGAAUCCAAACACCGAAUUCAUCAAGUCCAACAACUUCUCUUACGCUAUAGUUGUGGUUGGCGAGCAUCCUUACACAGAGAUGUUUGGUGAUAGUUCAAACCUCACGAUUGCAGACCCCGGUCCAAGUAUCAUCACAAAUGUUUGCGGGAAUGUGAAGUGUGUUGUGGUCAUCAUAUCGGGUCGCCCGGUUGUGAUUGAACCAUAUAUGUCUGUUAUCGAUGCUUUGGUUGCAGCCUGGUUGCCCGGCACUGAAGGACAAGGUGUGGCUGAUGUGCUUUUCGGAGACCAUGGGUUUACGGGUAAACUUUCGAAAACUUGGUUUAAAAAUGUAGAUCAACUCCCGAUGAACAUAGGCGAUCCACAUUACGAUCCGCUCUUUCCUUUUGGAUUUGGACUCACAACAAAAUCAAUGACUGAAAGGUCAAUAUCCGGUGGCAUAGCUACAAGACCGUUUGUCCUUGCGAUUUUGGUAUCCGUGUUCAUCAGUUUGAGUUUAUCGCGCAGGCACAUUGCCUAAUUUUGCGGGAAACUUAGCGUCGUCGGUGGAUCAUUUUGUAGAGUUUAGGGGAAUUCUGUGAGGUGUGGGUUUAGAAUUAAGGUUAGAUGAAGGUGUUGUUAGUUAUGAUCCAAUAAUUUAACAGUUGAGACUAUUGGAUUCAAUGUUGUUAUUAUUAUUUUUAUUACAAUGUUGAAGGUGUUUUUAUCAUGGUU
Messenger RNA from Helianthus annuus (common sunflower), 2302 nucleotides. RefSeq names its product beta-glucosidase BoGH3B. The record is from RefSeq and is a predicted model, not a curated record. Gene Ontology annotation, biological process: glucan catabolic process. Gene Ontology annotation, molecular function: beta-glucosidase activity. The transcript has 11 exons. Bases 123 to 2108 code for a protein of 661 amino acids. NCBI's taxonomy places the organism in Eukaryota, Viridiplantae, Streptophyta, Magnoliopsida, Asterales, Asteraceae.